Molecule: messenger RNA, 4274 nt
Organism: Diachasma alloeum
Lineage: Eukaryota; Metazoa; Arthropoda; Insecta; Hymenoptera; Braconidae
Exons: 6
Coding region: 130-1590 (486 amino acids)
Cellular component (GO): membrane
Source: RefSeq, a predicted model, not a curated record
AACUAGUGAACGCGCAGGCCCUCCCGAACACCCUCCACCAUGAAUGACGCGCUUACGUAUUGGUGAUAAAGCCCGUGAAUUCAACCAGCUGUAGAUACAUUUGGGCCUCUUGAGUUGGUUUUUGCGAGGAUGAAACUCGAUCCUCCGACAUUUCGGCUUCUGGUCAUUAAUUUGUGUCUUGUAAUCAGCAUUACCACCGGUGAACUUGAAUAUUAUCAGGAUGUUGACUCAGAACCAUCAGAGACAGACGUGAGGCUGAAGGAGUUGGAGCGUUUUCUUGUCACCCAAUCGCGCCUCCGUCUCCUACGCCGCGACCAGGCACCGUCAUCGUACCGUCAUUUACAGGCAUACAAAGAUGACACCUACCGAGCUCGUGAGCGAGAGAUCCUGGAGGCCCUUGUGGAUAAUCCCAGUAUCAUGGAACUUGUGGAGAAAAAUCAAGAAAAUAACAUAAAUCCACAUUCCGACUACAAUAGCAUCGCAUACCCGAGGUCACUCAAUCGUCACCCCUACAUAAAUGUCAAUUUAGAACCUUCGGGAAUCUACCAGUAUCCCAAGGUCAAAAUACCCUAUCCAGAUCACAGAAUCAAUGACAACAUUUUUUUCGAUAACUCACCGAGAUAUCCAUUAAAAUUGACAUCUCCCAAUAAAAAUGACAAUUAUGAGACGGAAAUAGAUAGGAUCGAUAACUCGUUGGAAAAACUACAUAAUAAAUUAUAUGCGUUUAAUGGUCAGAGGCAUGACAAUGCUCUAGAUAAGGAGGUGCCGCCUCUGGAUGACCAAGUACCGGAUUUUACGUAUCAUUUUGGUGAGCCGAAAAGUGAAGAACUGGAAAACACAUUCGCAACCAAGCCAAAUGAUCCUCGAUAUUGGGAGAAGAUGGAGCAUGUAACGAGGAGGGAAGAACACCCUAAGAUUGUUGUGGCUAUGGGGGAGAUGAUAAAGGAGCCUAUUGAAAAUAGAGUGAUGAAGAUUGAAGAUAUGCCAAUCGAUUCAAAACCUGCCUUGGUGGUUUAUAAAUCUAUUUCAAGUGGUGAUAAACAAGUUGGGGAGAGAAAUGAUAGGCUCGUGGAAAUCAUGCCUGAACCGCAGAGGCGGGCUGAGAAGGAGCCAAUUAUCACAUUCACUAGAAACAAGGUCAACAACGAUGUGUAUUUCAUUGCUAUUGUUGCCGGGUGUAGUGCUGCUGCAAUGUUUACACUUGUUCUCAUUAGCUUGACUUGGUGCAGACUCCAACGCGGGGUCAAAGCAGCUGCGGAUAUCGAGUACCCAGCUUAUGGGGUGACAGGUCCCAACAAAGAUGUCUCACCGUCGGGCGAUCAACGGUUGGCCCAUUCAGCCCAAAUGUAUCAUUUUCAGCAUCAAAAACAGCAAAUAAUUGCCAUGGAAAAAUCAGCCGCAUCUCGUGACCCCGGAUCAGUCUCCGAAGCCGAGAGUGAUGAGGAAAAUGAGGAAGGUGAUUACACAGUGUACGAGUGUCCGGGUUUAGCACCUGCAGGCGAGGUUGAAGUGAAGAAUCCAAUGUUUCACGACGAUCCAACCCCAGCCACACCAUCCCAGAACACCAAAGACGAAGAGCCGCAUCACUAGCUUCAUUAAUAUCUGCAGGAAUGAGAGAAAUAGCCGAAAAAUGCCAAGUGGCAAAAUUAUGAGAAAUUACUAAUAUUCAUAUUCAUAUUUAUAUUCAUAUUCAUAUUAUCCGGUCAGAAGUCUCGUGAUUUGCAAGUCACCUUCUCUACUUGGCUCCCUUUUCAUCUAAAACCAUAUCUCAAAAUAUUAUAAAUAUUUUGACACUGAUUAUAGAAAUUGUCUGUAUUUGUUAUAGGGAAAAUGUCUCUAGAACAAUUCCUUUUAUAGAACAUGUCUAUAGGCUUUUCAUUUUCUAUGCGUAAGAGGUGGAAUUGGAGAUGCACUCGUUUGUCUAUACGAGCUGUGCUCAUUUUACAAGGUAUACACUUAUCAACAAUUUUAAUGAAAACGUUAUUGUAUAAACUAAUGUCAAUCGUCCAUAGUAUCGUGACGUCUUUAUCCACUUCCAGUUCUGCAUGCAUCAAAAUAUCAUCAAUAUUAAUUAUAGAAUGGAAAAUAAUGGGUUUUGGUAAUGAAGUAGUGGAGGGAGAUGAAUUGCCUUAAUUUUUUUUUUUUUUUCAAUCAAUUUUUGAAAAAUAUUUUUGAAAUUUUUGUCAGACCUUCUUCGCAGCGAAAAAAAACAUCUCUACAAAAAAAAGACGCGAAAUUUUCCAUGUCUCUCAAAUUAAAAAAUAUUACGUCUUGAAAUUAAAGUCACGUUUGACUCAUUACGUUUAACUCCUCCAUGCGAUUAUUCGUGCGACUAUUUGUCUCAUUCAUUGCAUAUGAAAUUUACCAAAAUUUUAAUCAUGUCAACUUCAAAGAAACCACUAAACCACUAAAAGUAAAGAAAUGGAAAAAUAGUUAAUCGGAGGAAUUAGACAGUUCAUCGUUGAUGAGAAUCUCUAUUUUGACCAAAUAAAUAAAUAUAUCGAGACGAUAUACGUAAUGGGGAGGAAAAUAAUAGAGAACAAAGAAAAUAAAGACUUGUAUCCUGUGCAUUGUCCAAUGUACAUACAAAUAAACUAUGAAUAUGGAGACUUAUUGAUCGCCAUGUUUGCUUUCCUCCUACAACAUUUGAAGGAUUGAAUUUCAAUUUGUUGUAUUUUAUUAUAAUUAAUCCAAAUUUUGUGAAGGAAAAGAAAAUAGAACAUUGGAAUUGAGCGUUUAAUUCAUGUAUAUACCUAUAUAAUUUGAAAUGUUACAGAAACCAUUCAAUUUAUUCAAACAUCCAAUGAAUUUAUCAUAUGAUUUAUCAUAGAAUUAAAAAUACCAAUUCGGACAUUAAACCUGUGGUAACUCAACUUUUCCAUUUUUUUUCAAAAUUAUUCACAAUCCAUAGUUUUCAAAAUAUUCAAGGAAUACGCAUCCAACCCCAUUGUUUUUUUUAAUUUCAAUAAUUGUAAAUGACUAUCAGUUUUUAUGUAUUCCAUAAAAAUUUUCGGAAGGUCAUGAUAUAUGCUUUGUGUGAGCGCAUAAGUUGAUGGGAAAGGUAUUUUUAAUAUUAUAAAAUAAAGAGACGCUUCAAAUACUUGCAUGUACUCUCUACCAUCUAACAGAUGAGAUGCUAUCAUAUUUCCCUUAAUUAUGUACUGAAAUAACAAAAGGAGCUUUACAACAAAAGUGUGUGAUGUCGUGCUGGCCAAAGACAUAUACAGAUAUAUUAAUAUACAUAUAUUUUAGCUAAUCCACUAUGGAUUGUAAUUAGAAAAUGAAAAACAAAACAAAAAAAAUGAAAUAAAUUAAUGUCUAUACAUAAUAAUAAUGUAAUGUUAGAUUAAUGGAGAUGGUUUUUAGUGAUUGGUGGGGAAAAUUUCUUCUCCUGGUAUUUAGUUGUGGUAUUUCUACACACAAAUCUACAUUGAAGUGGAUAAAAAUGUAUAUGAAGAAUGUGACAUGUUUCCUCAUUACGUUCUGUUAAUUAUCUGAAGAAUGAUGAGUGAAUUUAGAGAAAAAUGUAAGAUGACACUUUUUGUUGAGCAUCUCAUCGUUUAGAGACGAAAAAGCUCUCCCGAUAUUUUAUUUUCCUUGAAUUCCUUGACUCAAUCAACUCAUUAUUUUUCCACCCCUUCAAUAUGGAAGACAAUUAAUAAUCAUCAUUACUUUGAAAAUAAAGCAAUUUGCAAGACAUUGACAAACAAGAGAAUAUAAUAAAAACCUAUUUUAACAUGAUAACAAGAGAUAAAUUCUAUCAAUGUUGUACGUAUAUAUUAUCUUCAGAUUAUAUUGUCGUUUUAGCGAUGAUUCUGUUAGCAUUCUAUGAGUAUCUACAUGCAGAUGCUAAAUUGUCAAUGUAAAGCAUGAAAGGACAAUCUACGAGUACAAGAAUGUUAACCCGAUUGUAUCACGUAUCACGUCUGUUAAGUGGUAUUAAGAAUGCCAAAGGAGAAAGGUGAACAAGUUUUAAAAAAAAUGUCCGUCGACGUUUCCUUAACUCGCUGUAAUUAUUUCGUUGAAUCAAACAAUUAAUUACUUGAUCAUUCAUCAUUUUCAUAAAAGUCAAUGAAGAAUUUAAUAAUAUAGUAUACUAAAAUUAAGUUGUUGAUUGAUCUUCUGGCAAUGAAUCAUAAUUAUACAAGAAUAAUUAUAUUAUUAUUUUCAUGAAUAAAUUAUUUGUUUUGUAAAUGAUAUUUCUUCCAUAUUUCCACUUAAUUUGGAAAUAAUUUCAUAGAACAAGGAAAAAUAAAGCUCAUUGUAUAUUUUAA